UUAAAUUCAGUAUUCGCGCGGUAAACUGCGCGGGUGGACGUACGUUUGUCGGUCAUGCGAGAGUCGGCUAGCAGGAUGGCCGAACUCGAAUUCGAGGCGCCGCUUGCCCAAAUCGAAGACGCAGAUGAUUGUCUUUCUACUGCCGACUUUCCGCAGAAGACCAUCAACGGCAAUGACAUACGGCUUAACAAUAUUAAGAAUCUCAAAAGUGGAAUUGUCAAAAUGAAAACUGACUCCAACAAAAUAAACGAUAAUGACGAACCCAAACCGGUGAAGUGUAAACAGGAUACUCUGCAAAACGGCGAAGGAGAUAAUUUCACUGAGACUUUCUCUGGCUCUCUGGAAGAUUUAGUUAACACCUUCGACGAGAAAAUAACAAAAUGCUUCGGAAAUUAUGAGGAAAGUGUGGAAAAACUGGCGCCGGUGCAGGUUCGCUCGCAGGAGGAAAUUAUGAACGAGUGCCAGAUGUGGUGGACUAUUACUGGGAAUUUCGGGAACAUCCUGCCGAUAGAUUGGACCAAGUCCUUUUCACGGAAAAUGCACAUUCCAACAUUAAAUCUAAGUGAUAAGAAGAGCACCAUGACCCCGGACGAUGAGAUCCAUAGCUCCGAAGAUGAGGCAGUAGCUUCAGAUCUGGACAUGCACGCGCUUAUCUUGGGCGGCCUGCAUCAGGACCAUGAGUGUCCCGUUAAAACUGCUGAUGAGGUGAUCCAAGAAAUAGAUGAUAUGAUGCAAGAUACUCCGUCAUCUGAGGGAGACAAUAUAAUCGAGUACAACGAAGCUUUGGAAAAGGGGAAAGAAGUUCUCAACUCUCCUCUUUAUGAAGACAAACUCCGUCAUCUCUCCCUCGCUCAACUCAACGAGAUAUUCAUGGAACUAGAGGUGCUUAUUCGUGAAUUCUCCGAAACUCUAAUAGCGGAGCUGGCCCAUCGGGAUGAGCUAGAGUACGAGAAAGAGCUGAAGAACACGUUCAUUUCACUUCUGCUGGCCGUACAGAACAAGCGGAGACAGUACCACGUCGAGAAGAAGAAGAGGAUUGGCCCGCAACGAUCGCCUGCUCCGGGAAUCAACUCUGAAUCGAAGUAUCUGACUACCGUCAUACCGUUCCACCUACACAAUGGACCACCGGACAACCAGUCUCUCCAAGUGCUCAUUAAGAUUCUGAAGGCAAUAAACGAAGACAGCCCCACAGUCCCCACACUGCUCACUGAUUAUAUUCUCAAAGUUUUGUGCCCGACUUAAUCGAUUAAUUAGUUUAAAAAAUAAUUUUAUUUAAAAUACUUUAAGCGAGAGUCUUGAUUAUUGUUUUACUUCGUGUAAAAAAACUAGCCGAAUGUUUCAUGAUAUUAAUCAAAUGCCUUAAAUUGUAUAAAAACCUUGAAUUGUAUGGAUAUUAUUUUUCUUAUAUUUUAUUAUUUAUAUAAAUUUUAUCUCAUGGUUUAAAAAUUCAAAUAGUCACGCUGUAGUGCAACCAACUCACAAAAAAGAGAAUACACCACCAAAUAUUUUUAAGCAUGGCAACUCCAGGUUAACUAUGAGGCGCUACAUGGCAACACUUCAACAGCUGUCAGUGUAAUGUCAUGCGUUUGAAUGCCAUAUUACGCGUUAUUUGGAAUCAUUUUAUAUUUCUACUUUUUUGCAUAAAUGAACUGUGAUAUUGUAUGUUAAUUUAAUUAAUGCUUCCUUUUUAGAAUUUAAUCUAUUUAAGUUGAAUCAUUAUUUAUUAUGUUUCCGUCAUUGAAUUGUACAUAAACAGUAAUGGAAUUGUGAAGUGAAAAUUAAUUAAAAUGGUGCGAAGAGGCUUGUAAAUAAAUAGUUUUUGUAGAUAUAGCUAAAUAUGUGUUCUACACCUUUCUCUAAUGCGACACAAAAUGGCCGAAUUCUAUACGAAUACAAAAAGGAAUAAACAACUAGAUGUUGCAACGGAAAUGUCAAACUUAUUCUGUGUUGUAUAAACAUGUCAAUAAAAUAUACAAUCUGUGGCCCAGAUCUAAAUAGGGUUGUUGCGCCAUUACAUUAGUUAUUUUACAGUUCCUCUACAGAAAUUAAGGCAAAUAUUGAAAUAAAAUGCUGUUUUAAGAAUGCUAAAUAACACCGUAGAAUAGCGAUGUUGGCUGGCGCACCAAUAUUUCUAUAAAAACACUCAACACUAGCUUGGAAAGAAGGUAUACCUUAGAUCGAUCUCAAUCUAAAGGUUGAUCACCUACUUGCCUAUUAAGAUAUAGAAAUCUGACGGCAAGACUUGAGGUAGGUGUUUAACUUACUCGUACUCUAAUGGGAAUUCUGUAUGACCCUAUUUGAGGCAUUCAACCUGCUUGAAACAAAAAUUAUUAAAAAAAACUAAUACCCUACCUAUAUAGGAACCUAUAUAGGGUUGUAGCUCCCGGAUUAUUCCUAAUUACGUAUAGAAAUUCAGCCAUUUAUUUUUUUAUUCAAUAAAAAUGCUAUCUGCUAUUGUAUGAAUUUAAAUAAUCUCAUUAAUAAAGUUUGUGUGCCUGUUUGGCCAGUUUUAUUGUAAGUUUUGAAAGCUGUUAAAAAUUAAAAAAAAUAGGUUCUAUGCUUAUAUCUAGUCUCAACAGUUUUUAGUAAUAAUUUUGUUUAUGUUUCUGUACUUUGCUAAUAAAUGUAUUAUGUAUUUAAUUUUAAUAAUUUUAAAUAUAUCAGCAAAGUAUAGAAUAUGAAAUAAUAUACGUCGUAAGUUUUAAGAAUGUGAACUUUUUCAUUUAAACAUUUUAGGAGAGCUUUGUCGCACACUUGAACUAGUAGCCAACACCAAUUGUUGUCUGUAAUCUAUGGAAUGACCGAAAUAAAUGUCUUAUAUAAC
Molecule: messenger RNA, 2824 nt
Organism: Pieris napi
Lineage: Eukaryota; Metazoa; Arthropoda; Insecta; Lepidoptera; Pieridae
Gene: Unc-76
Product: fasciculation and elongation protein zeta-2
Exons: 7
Coding region: 55-1242 (395 amino acids)
Cellular component (GO): axon; cytoplasm
Source: RefSeq, a predicted model, not a curated record